Messenger RNA from Cheilinus undulatus (humphead wrasse), 3971 nucleotides. RefSeq names its product transmembrane protein 132E (gene tmem132e). Bases 717 to 3971 code for a protein of 1084 amino acids. The record is from RefSeq and is a predicted model, not a curated record. The transcript is spliced from 9 exons. Lineage: Eukaryota; Metazoa; Chordata; Actinopteri; Labriformes; Labridae.
UGUGGAUUUUAAAUGAAACCAGAGAAGUCAGUGACAGCUGAAGCAGCGCGGUGCAGAUCCGCCGGAUGCCUCCUUUACUGCCCUUCUCUCCAUCCAUGUCUCCAUUUACGCAAGGAAUCUGAUUUCUGAAUUCGUAAUUGGAGUGAAACACAUGCUAAAUCUACUGGUGUUUCUGCUUUGCGUGAUAUCUGAACCAGUCUAGCUCUGUUUUGGGGGUAAAGGCACGCAGGAUUCGUGUGUUUUCAGCCAGGACGCGCGUCAUCUCUCCACUGAUGCCCAUUGAUUUAUGAUUUUUGGGGGCUUAUUUCGGGCUUCGCGCACGGACUUGGAUGCGUUUCAGGGAACGCUGGGCUUCUCUGCCUCCUCAGCUGGACAAUCUGGAGCUGGAUACUUGUGACUUUCUUCCCCCAUGUGGAAAAACGCUGUGUUUUACAUAGAGAAGACGCGGUUUGGCCGUGCCUUUGGAUUGUUGCGCUUAAAAAGACAAUAAAGACUGCAGCUGGACUAAAAAUUUCUUCUCUGAGACAUCGCACAUUUUGUCCCAUACGUAUUCGUUCGCACAGAGCUACAUCUAUUGCGCAUUAUCCAACUUAAGAUCCUCGGACAGAACUGCAACAGCAUCGUGUGGAGGCUACCACCUGCACAGAGAUUUAUUUCUCCAACAUCAGCUACUGGAACAACUGGGAUUUAAACAUCCUACUGCUGGGAUUUCUACCAUGUCAGGUGCACGGGAUUGCAGAUGGACUCUCCUCAUCUGUGUGGCGGCGCUUUCAUAUGCUCUUGCAGGUAAAGUCUCUCCUACCAGCUCAGAUGCCCUCCUCAGUUCCUCGGCAAUGACAGCCAGCCAGUCGCCACCCAAUGUGUACCUCCCCGCCAACUUCAAAAUGUCCAAUGCACAACUGGCCUUCUUCUUACGGGAGGCUCAGAUCACAGGACAAACGGUUGGCAGCAGGGGCGGCGGCAGCAGCAGCCCCAGCACGGGACACCCGCUGCAGCGCUCGGAGAGUUUUGUGGUUUUCCAGACAAAAGACCUCCCAGCCAUCAACAUCAGCUUUGGGCCUUUCGCUCAGGACCAGGCUCUGUCGAAGGAGUUGCUCCAGCCAACCAGUCCUCUGGAUAUUCCCGGCCAGUUGACAGUCAACUGGAAGGUGCGGGCCUUUAUUGUCCAGGCGAGGGUGUUUUCCAACAACCCAACCGUCCAGGUGUUUUUUUACAUCGCAGGCCGCGACUGGGACGACUUCAAGGCUCAGGACAAGCUACCCUGCGUCCGUCUCCAUGCCUUCAGGGAUGUCCGGGAGAUAAAAACCUCCUGUCGCAUGAAAGGCAACCUCGCUCAAUGCUUGGCCCAACUGGAUCUGCCCCCAUCCUGGUUUAACACCAAUGUGGCCCCACUGGGGCGGAGAAAAGGCUCCAGUGACGGGCUCUUGGAUGGGCUCACCAGUGAGACCCUCCAAGCUGAGCUCUACUACACACUGCAUAGUCCUAAUCCGGACGGGGAGUGCAGUGAGGGCUCUGGUCAUAGAGGUGCUGGUGCUUCCAGGGGAGAGCCUCUGUCACAGCACCCUCUACUGCGCAUUGGGAGCAUCAGCCUGUACCAGGCCAGCCAGGAGCAGCUGCUGGUGGACAAGCAGCUGGAUAAGAAUAUGUUCCUCAGGCUUCCUGAGAAGCCCCUAAAGCCUGGAGAGACCCUGAAAAUCUUCCUCUACUUGAUGCCCAAUUCCACUGUGGAGCAGUUCUCCUUAAAGGUCAAAGCAAAGAAAGGGGUGAACCUGAUCCAGACCAAGUCCAAGAACGCCCAGUGGAAGGUGGAGUGGGAGGUGGUGUCAGGCGCCAAGCAUUCCAUCACAACCAUCGAUGUGAACAAGAACAAAGCAGUCAAACAGGGGGAGGUUUUAGGCAAUGUGGAGGUGAUGCAGCUGGACUUUGAGAUGGAGAACUUCACCAGUCUCUCGGUAACCAGGCGAAUCAACUGGAACAUCGACUACAAGGGGCAGAAUCCCCCUCCUGAUUCAGAGAAGGUUGUGACUGAGCUGACGGUGGUGCAGAGAGACAUUCAGGCCAUCAUCCCUCUGGCUAUGGACACCGAGAUUAUCAACACGGCCAUUCUGACCGGACGCACGGUGGCCAUCCCUGUCAAAAUGGUCUCCAUUGAGAUGAAUGGAGCUGUCACUGACGUCUCAGCCUUUGUGCAGUGCAAGUCCUCCAAUGAAGAUAUUGUUAAGGUGUCAAUGAAUUGCGACUAUGUGUUCGUCAACGGGAAGGAGACGAGGGGAUCCAUGAAUGCGAGGGUCAUCUUCAGCUACGAGCACCUGAGCGCGCCGCUGGAGCUGACCGUCUGGGUGCCCAAACUUCCUCUGCAGGUGGAACUUUCUGACAACAACCUGAGUUUCAUCAAAGGGUGGAGGGUUCCCAUUCUGCCCGACAGAAGGAGCACCAGAGACAGCGACGCGGAUGAAGAAGACGAUGAGCGCCGUGUCAGUCGGGGCUGCACCCUGCAGUACCAGCGGGCUUUGGUGAAGGUUCUGACCCAGUUCCACACGACUUCCACAGAGGGCACUGACCAGGUUAUCACCAUGCUGGGGCCUGACUGGCAGGUGGAUGUUACAGACUUGGUCCAGGACUCCUUGAAGGUGGCUGACCCCCGGAUAGCUGAGCUGGUGGACCGGACGGUGUUGGUGGGACUGGAGCUGGGAUCCACUGUGCUGAAGGUGGAGUCUCCGCUGGCAGUGGAUGCAGUAUUGGGAGAGUCGGCAUUCUCAGUAACAGAUGAAAAGGUUUCCAUCACUGAGAUGAGAGUUCACGCUGUGUCAGGUCUGACCCUGUCACUGCAGCCGAGCCCCGGCAACAGCCACACCAUGGUCGCCAAGGCAACUGGCAUCCAGACACUCACAGCUCUCAAGCAGGAGGCCAGUUUGUCCAUCUGGAUGCUCUUCAGUGACAACACAGCCGCUACUCUGUCUUACUUUGAUCCCAAAGACUACAACCUCAAUGCCUCCACACUGGAUGACAAAGUUGUGUCGAUAUCCCAGGAGCCUCAGCAACGGUGGCCUGUGGUGGUGGCAGAAGGCGAGGGAUCUGGCGAGAUGGUGCGUUUAGAGAUGACCAUCUGUGAGGCCUGUCAGAAGACCAAACGAAAAAGUGUCAUUGCAUCUGCUGCGGUUUAUGUCAAGGUCCGCUUUGGCCCUGAGGAAGACUCAGAGGAAGAGGCGACCACGGAGGGCGAGAUCGAGCUGACUCCUUUCACCAGGCGUCCAAUCAUUGAUCCGAACAUUAGUGGAAGAAUUUAUGAGACAUCUAACGAGCAACCUGCCAGCGUUCCCAUUGAUUACACCAAUUUCCCCACCAUUAGCAACCAAGAGAGGCCAACGGAGAGUGAUGAAGAGGAGGACGACUUUGUGCAUUCACCUCGCAACAUGACCGACCUUGAGAUCGGCAUGUAUGCUUUACUGGGAGUUUUCUGCCUGGCUAUUCUAGUCUUUCUCAUCAAUUGCAUCGUAUUUGUGCUGAAAUACCGCCACAAGAGGAUCCCACCUGAGGGUCAGGCCAACAUGGACCACUCCCACCACUGGGUGUUCCUGGGAAACGGCCAGCCGCUAAGAGCCCAGUGUGAUCUGUCGCCACAGCAGGUAGAAAGUCCCAGCAACCCACUGGAGGGCGUACAAACUUGCUGCCAUGGGGACCAUCACAGCAGUGGCAGCUCCCAGACUAGUGUUCAAAGCCAGGUACACGGACGAGGUGACGGCAGCUCCGGGGGAUCCACGAAGGAGAACGGCGACGAGGCCAACUCCCCGACGUCCAAGCGCAAAAGAGUCAAGUUUACCACCUUUACCACUCUCCCCACAGAGGAGCUGCCCUAUAACUCCAUCCCCAUAGCAGACGAGGAGGACAUUCAGUGGGUGUGCCAGGAUAUGGGAUUUCAAGACCCUGAGGAACUGCAUGAUUACAUGCGCAGAAUAAAAGAAAUAGCCUGA